ACCCCACCCGUUCCAAGCGGAACAGCAGCGGCGCCCUGGCACUAUAAAAACCCGCAACCACAAUCCUGGGAGCCCGAAGAAGCUCAACCACAGGUGUAUCCGUCUGUUCAGCAAUCAUGAAGGCAGUAGCUCUGAUCCUUGCUCUGGCAGUCAUCACUGGCUGCAAUGGCCGUGCUGUGCCCCAGCCUGAUACCACCAUGACCCGCCUGGAGAGGAGUGUGGACCGAUUCCUGCAGUACAUCACAGAGAUGAACCAACAAGCCGAUGGAAUCCUGGAGAACCUCAGAAUCCCUCAGCUCAGUAGGGAGUUGGAAACUAUGAUCACUGACACCAUGGGUGAGCUAGCAACAUACAGAGAUGAGAUUAACAGCAAGCUGGCCCCCUACACUUCAGGCCCCACUGGCCAGAUCUCUGAGGACCUGCAGCUUCUGGCUAACAAACUGCAGAAGGACAUGACAGAUGCCAAGGAGCGCAGCGCUGAGUACCUGAACGAGCUCAAAACCAUGGUUGAGCAGAACACAGAUGACGUCCGUGGUCGCGUCACCACCUACACCAACAAGCUGAGGAAGCGCCUGACCAAAGAUACUGAAGAGAUCAAAGAAACUGUGGCCACCUACAUGGGUGAGGUCCAGUCCCGCACCAACCAGAACCUGGAUGCCAUGAAGGAGAACGUUGAGCCCUACGUCCAGCAGGCCAGUGACGCUGCCACUCAGAAGCUGAAAGACAUCUCCACUAUGCUGGAGACCCAGGCUGAGACCAUCAAGACCCAGCUGGAAAGCAGCAUGAAGGAGCUUAGCACCUCUGUAGACAGCAAGCUGGAGGAGUUAACGGACCUGCUGUCCCCAUAUGCCACACAGGUCCGCGAACACCUUGAGAACGUCAUGCAGAAGGUCAAGGACACCGCCAUUGCGUAAAGAAAAGUGUUUUUUUAAGUUGUAAAUGAUUGCUGGCAUUAGAAGAAGGAAUGAUUUGUUUAUAUUUUGAUAAAGAAGGAAAAGGAGGAUGAUGGAAGUUACUUAUUAGGUACAUUUCCACUUCAAGAUAGAGGAAGAUAAUCUCCCUUCGUUAUUCUCUUCUCCACUCCUUUUACACCGAAUGCAAGCAUCUCAGUCACAAACAGUAUGUCUUACAGAAAACAGGAGACAAAUACUUUUUAAUGUUUUGCUUUUUCUACUUUACCACUGUUUAUCUUCAUUAGUUUUGCAUUCAAAGCAUUUUUCCUAUUUUUUUUUUUUUUUUUUACAUUUUGCUGCUGGGUUUGAAUGCAACAAACACAACUGUCUUUCAUUUCAAUAAGUGCACUGAAUAAAUGUUGGAUUCACACACAGCAAAUUGUCUGCUAAUUUCUUUGCACACAGGCAGUAAUGAAUCACCAAUGUCUAACUCUGACUACAUGCAUAGCUGACAAUCUUAUUCCACCACCGUUGUACCAAAGCAAUCCUUUUUCUUUUACAUGAUGUAAGCCCACCAUGCUGCUCUCUGUCAGUGUAACCUCUAAGUUUAAGUGAAUAAAGAAUACAGAAAAGA
This is a messenger RNA of Girardinichthys multiradiatus, 1527 nucleotides long. RefSeq names its product apolipoprotein Eb (gene apoeb). Gene Ontology annotation, molecular function: lipid binding. Gene Ontology annotation, cellular component: intermediate-density lipoprotein particle; extracellular region. Bases 117 to 914 code for a protein of 265 amino acids. Lineage: Eukaryota; Metazoa; Chordata; Actinopteri; Cyprinodontiformes; Goodeidae. Gene Ontology annotation, biological process: positive regulation of nitric-oxide synthase activity; lipoprotein catabolic process; cholesterol catabolic process. The transcript has 5 exons. The record is from RefSeq and is a predicted model, not a curated record.